This is a messenger RNA of Pistacia vera, 369 nucleotides long. RefSeq names its product copper transporter 1-like. The coding region runs from base 1 to 369 and encodes 122 amino acids. Gene Ontology annotation, biological process: intracellular copper ion homeostasis; copper ion transmembrane transport. Gene Ontology annotation, molecular function: copper ion transmembrane transporter activity. Gene Ontology annotation, cellular component: plasma membrane. The record is from RefSeq and is a predicted model, not a curated record. The transcript has a single exon. NCBI's taxonomy places the organism in Eukaryota, Viridiplantae, Streptophyta, Magnoliopsida, Sapindales, Anacardiaceae.
AUGAUAUCAUUCCUCGAUUCUUUCUUAGAUUGGCAAAGCCAAAGCUUCAACGUAUCCUACAUAUUGGCUUUAAUUUCUGUGUUUUCAAUCUCACUGCUGGUAGAGUGGCUCUCACAUGCUCGAUUGAUCAAGUCCAUCACCAGUAACGAUGUCAUUGCGGGGCUUUUACAGACCUUCAUGUUUGCCAUCAGGAUUUUACUUGCUUACUUGCUAAUGCUUGCUGUAAUGUCCUUCGAUACUGGUAUCUUGAUAGCUGCUGUUGCUGGAUAUUCGGUUGGAUUCUUGAUUUUUGCUAGUCAAGUAUCCAGGAAAUUUAAUGUUGAAAAUUGUGAGGAUUUGUCUGAUCUUCCUCCGUUGGUUUGCAUGUGA